Harpegnathos saltator (Jerdon's jumping ant) is the source of this 2489-nucleotide messenger RNA. Its product is annotated as RNA polymerase II subunit B1 CTD phosphatase Rpap2. The coding region runs from base 238 to 2253 and encodes 671 amino acids. NCBI's taxonomy places the organism in Eukaryota, Metazoa, Arthropoda, Insecta, Hymenoptera, Formicidae. Gene Ontology annotation, cellular component: nucleus; cytoplasm. The transcript has 6 exons. The record is from RefSeq and is a predicted model, not a curated record. Gene Ontology annotation, molecular function: RNA polymerase core enzyme binding; RNA polymerase II CTD heptapeptide repeat phosphatase activity.
AUUACGUAUAUUGUUAUAAAAUAGGGAAAGGAAAAGAUUACUUGAAGUUAUAGUUUUAGUAUAAACAACACUCUGUAAUUAUCAAGGGGUUUGUUCUUUUUCGAAGAACUUCUGAACAGCAACUGCGCAGUUAGAGUGAGACAAAAUAUAUCUAUUUCACUCUAACUUAUUGCACUACUUCAUAACUGCGAAACAGAACUGACUUGACGAAAAACGAACUAAAAACGAACUCUAACAAUGUCAAGUAAGAAGCAAUCAAAUGAAAGUGCAAAAGUUAAAAAGAAGAUGAGUAAGGUUGAGAUGCAGCAAGCCAUAGUAAAAAAAAAACAGUGCGAUGCAAAGGCUCUUGCAAUAGUUGAACAGCUUUUAGAACCAAAUAUGGAUUCUGACUGGCUUCUGCAAAAUUUACAAUUUAUAAAUAAAGCACACUUGGAAGAUGUAAUAGAAGAAAGAGUUAUCAUAAAACUAUGUGGAUAUGUUCUUUGUUCAAAACCAUUAACUGUUGUUGUCAAACAACAAUAUCGUAUAUCAACACGUACAAAUAAGGUAUAUGAUAUCAGCAAACGCAAAAACUUUUGCAGUUCAUCAUGUUAUGGGGCAUCUAAUUAUCUGCUUGAACAAAUGCUUGAGAGCCCACUGUGGUUAAGAAGAAAAGAGGAUAUACCAGUUUUUAAAAUUUUACCUAUAAAUUCUGUGCAGUCUUUACCUGGAGAUGAAAUUAAUGUUGUUGGAAAUAAUUUCUUGCAAGAUACAAAUACUGACAAUAUUGGUAAGAGUAAAGAACUUCUAGAAUUGAAUACAAAUAAACAAACAAAAGAUCAUCCAUCACAAACUAUAUUAAAUUCAGAGAUAGAAAAUUGUUCUUCAAAUGAUACAAAUGUUGAAGGACAUACUCAAGUAGAAGAGAUUCCUGUAAAUAUUAAUGCACAAAAUCAGCAUGAAACAUACCCAUUAGAAUUAUGUACUAAUCAAGAAGAUAAAGAGUAUAAUCCUCAAGAAUGUACAAAUCCUGAAUAUGAAUAUAGCGAUCAUGUUCAGAAAGAAGAUGUAAAAUUAGAGAAUGUGGAAAAACACAUUGCUGUCCAAAUUAAUAACAAUUUACAAGAACAAAUACAAGAACAUAUUAAUAAAAACAUAGAAAAUGAAAAUACAAAUGUUAGAGUGAUAAACAAUAAUAGUGAUAGUGAAAUAUUAUAUCUGCAGCCGAAUGACAUAAGUAACACCGAAAGUAAAAACACUGAUAGUAAAAAAAUAUCCUCUCAAUUAGAUGAUGUAAUUGAUAGUAAUAAUGCUAAGGAUGACAAAACUGUACAGUUUCAAUUAGACAGAGCAUGUAGUAAACAAAAUAUAACAAUAUCUUCCAAAACUAGUAAUGAAGCUAAAAAUAAACCUAAAAAAAUAAAAAGCUCAAACAUAAAUAAAAAUAAACAUAGGCAAGAGGAAUUUGAUAAUGCUGAAGUACGAACUAACAUGUAUCAUAAUCUUGUAAUACAUGUUGAGCAAAGCUUCAGAGAAUGGGUUACAAAGAAUACACUUUGUCUUCUACUGGGUGAGCAGGAUGAGAAAUCUCAAUUAUUAGAAAAUUUGACACAGCGCGACAGGUAUGAGCAGUUAUGUAAGAAGUUAAAUAGGUUGCAAUUGCAAGAUGAAAAGGAAGAUCGUGCUGAAUUGGCAAAAAAUGCCCUAAAACCAUUGCCUCAUUUGUCUGUGCUUCAAGAAGAGGGCAAGAAAAUAGAGCUAAAGGUACGUGCGUUUUAUAAAGGACAAAUGGUAAUUAGUGAGAACAAUGGAAACAAAUUGAAAAAUCAAGAUGAGCUUGAGGAGUCUAUAUUACCCUUAACAGAUGCUUAUGCACCCAAUGCACUUCGGCGGCGAAUUUUCUUGGAUAAACUCAAUAAAGUAUUACCAGAUUUGCUGUGUGCUUUAACGCGAUUACCAGCCAAUACGAAUACUUCUGUAACACAACAUAUUUGUAUUAAUACAUACUCAUUAAUUAAAUUAUUGGUUAGCACUUUUCAUUUAACCGCUAAAAACAUCGUUUUUAAUACUGCUGAAUGGACACUGGUAGGACUUAUCAUCAUUAAAAUGUUGAGCCUAAUUGACAAACAAUUGCGAUCGGUGCUCGAGUCUAAACAAGCUUCCAUGUACAUGUCGAUGAUUCUUAUGUCUUAUAAAUUAAACUCAGGUUAUUUAGAUAGGCUCAUAGUAGAUGUAAUAAACAACGAAAAUAUACACGAAUCGUGUAAUAAAUAAAAUUUAUUGGGAUAAUGAUAUUUACAUAUAUAUUCUAUUUUGUUUUACAACAGAUUCAACUUUGUUAAUAUUUACUUUCCUCGUACAUUUUAAUAUAAAAUAUUUUGUUAAAAAUAGUUAUAAUACUGUUUACUAUUUAUAAUAUUAUAAUUAUGUAUCAGAUCUUUGAUACAUGUUUGUAUACGAGUGUAAGUCGAUAUAUAAGUCGCAAAACCGAAUAAAGAAAAAAAUGAGUA